This is a messenger RNA of Folsomia candida, 1580 nucleotides long. Its product is annotated as histone-lysine N-methyltransferase PRDM16-like. The coding region runs from base 87 to 1016 and encodes 309 amino acids. Gene Ontology annotation, molecular function: RNA polymerase II cis-regulatory region sequence-specific DNA binding; DNA-binding transcription factor activity. The record is from RefSeq and is a predicted model, not a curated record. Gene Ontology annotation, biological process: regulation of transcription by RNA polymerase II. The transcript is spliced from 7 exons. Lineage: Eukaryota; Metazoa; Arthropoda; Collembola; Entomobryomorpha; Isotomidae.
AUUAUAUUUCAUUUUUUUCUAUGUAUUUAGAUCUCAUCAACCUCUAGAAUUCUAAAUCAGUGUAUUAUCUAAUUGUCAGAUAAGCCAUGGAAACUGACCCGGUCGUCGAGUUAUCCACCGAGUUUAACUCACUAAGGGAUUAUUUGUCCAAGAGUCGAAACCGAAUCGGGGAAAUUGCUCGCCGUGCUGGAAUACUUAUCGAGCCAGAUGAAUUUUAUACAAAUACAAAUCCGGGCGACAUUAUUUCAAAACUGGUUCAUUUUAUGGACGAAAUCUUGUCCCUCCCUUGGACCACGGAGGCCUUGAUGUUCGCCACGUUUGCAGCACAAGGGUCCUUUGGCCACGCCUUUCUCCCCGACGGAUGUGACCCCCUCAUCGACACGCUGGCCGAGCUCUGCUCCGCCCUUCCAGAGAUUACGGACAGCAUGGAACUUGUCGCAGACCCAAUUUCCCGUCCGGACCAAGAACACGUUGACAGAUUCGACCCUCGUAAUGUCACCAUCAUGAGUUUGGAUUUCGAUGGAACGAAUUCAUUGGAGAUUGCACCUUUUCAAACGGUUUCCCAAAACGUGCCGAAUGUCAACUCAUCCUCAGAGAAGAUAUGGGAGUGUCCCACGUGCCCGAAGACGUUCCAGUCGAAGCAGAAUUUGAAUCUGCACGUGGAAACGCACGAUCAAAAUGCAAAAGUACAAUGCGAGAUUUGCGGUAAAAUUUUGAAAAAUCCCGCCUGCCUUUAUUUCCACAACAGGAAUAUGCACACCAAGCGGGAUCGUCCACGUUGCCAAAUUUGUGGACGAACAUACUUCAACACCCCGGCGUUAAAGAAACACGUGGAAAGUGUGCAUAGCUCGACAAAUCGUCCCCGUUUCCCAUGUGGAUUUCCCGGUUGUGACAAAUCCUACCUAAGAAAAGGAGAUUGUAGGUCGCACGGAAGAAUUGAAUAUUCCGAAAAUCCGGUCCGAUUUCGGUGUAAAGUUUGUCUGAAGGUGUUCAAGAUUAGGCAGCAUCUUGAUUAACACGCCGUCGUUCACUCGACCGAGAAGCCGUUCGCGUGCUCCACGUGCGGCAAGAGUUUCAAAAGGACGGGACACUUGAAGAAACAUGAGAACACCCACUUGGAUAAAUCAAACCGUAAUAUUUUACGGUGUCCCAAAUGUCCUAAGACGUUCGUAUCUCUGCUCGGAUUCCAGAGACACAUCCAUCCUGCUAAAGAUUCCUGCGUCAAAGAAGACCACCUCCAACCAGGGCUGAAGAACACGCCACAAUCCUCCGAACCUUCUCUUCUGCUCGAAGAUGUUUGCAGCUUUUAGUGAAUUACUGCACUCUUAAGAAUAAUGUCACCCUUUGAAAAACUAAAUGCACCCUCAAUUCUUAAUUUUUAAUAAGUAAACUAUCUAUACUAAAUCCAGAAUAACGUUAACUUGAUAAAGAGUAAAGUUCCCUCCGGAUUUAGGAUUAAGUAUGGUAACAAAUUUUCUUUAAUUGUAUGCACAAGUAUUUUUGAUGAUUAAGAAUAGUUUUAUUUAAGUUUUUGAUUAGCAUUUAAUUGACUCGCGUAUAAUUGAUUAUUAAAUAUCUUU